Molecule: messenger RNA, 1635 nt
Organism: Sabethes cyaneus
Lineage: Eukaryota; Metazoa; Arthropoda; Insecta; Diptera; Culicidae
Product: GATA-binding factor C-like
Exons: 8
Coding region: 1-1635 (544 amino acids)
Biological process (GO): positive regulation of transcription by RNA polymerase II; negative regulation of transcription by RNA polymerase II; cell fate commitment
Cellular component (GO): nucleus
Molecular function (GO): zinc ion binding; RNA polymerase II cis-regulatory region sequence-specific DNA binding; DNA-binding transcription factor activity, RNA polymerase II-specific
Source: RefSeq, a predicted model, not a curated record
AUGGAUAUGACCUCAGCAGCGGAUGCCCGAAGCUGGUACGAUAACCAACGUUUGGGUGGAUCGCCGAGCACUUCGGCCGCUGCUCUGGGGCACCAGUCGGCGACAGCGGGUGUUGAUCCCACGGAGAUGAACCCAUUCUAUCCCCUCGAAAAUGGCACCCACCGUCGGUAUUAUCCCAGCAGCUAUGGACCACACGCAUCCCGCAUGGCAUCAUCGCAUGUAACGCCCCAGGUGUGCAGACCGCACUUUCACGGCCCAUUGUCCUGGUUGAGCGAUCCAGCUAAACCGAUCGCAUCCGGCAGUGCCUGGGGUAGCCCGUUUGCUUGUCCCCAAGAUCCACAGGAAAAGCUGAGCCAAGCGGCGGUAGCUGCCGCAGUGAUAGGUCCGGGUGGUAGCCAAAGUGGCGGUAGUAGUCAGCAUCUGUUCUCGUUUCCGCCAACGCCCCCGAAGGACUCCACCCCGGACUCAGUACAAACUGCACCUGCCGAGUACCAAGCAACAAUCAAUGCCUUCAUGCAUCAGGCCCAAGUAACUUCGAGCUGUAUUGCUCAGCAAGCAGCAGCCGUUGCCGCUCAGGAGAACUGUGUACUGGAUGUGAAACCUUGUCUCACGGGGAGCUCCCUAGGACUGGGAGCAAAUGGCAGUGGUGGUAACGGUGCAAGUGGUUCCGGAGGUAAUAGUGGCAGCAGUGGACAAAACCAGCCAAAGCAACGGGAAGGUACGACCCUGAACGCGACCAGUGCUAGUGGUAGUAAUAACCAAACUCAUAGCGGUUCCAAUAGUGCAUUGUUCGAUACCGCCGGGCAUGGAUCGUACGCCGGUGGAUACGACACGGUUGGCUACGGCUAUCAUCACCAGCAAAGUGGUUCGUUUCAACAUAACUCACGAUCUACGGUUAUGAAUAGUUCAUAUAUGAAGCCGCAGCGGACGAAGGCUCGAACUAGUGCCGAAGGCCGAGAGUGUGUGAACUGUGGUGCUACGUCAACGCCUCUGUGGCGACGGGACGGUACCGGUCAUUACCUGUGCAAUGCCUGCGGCCUUUACUACAAAAUGAACGGCCAAAAUCGUCCACUAAUCAAACCGAAGCGAAGACUAGUUAGCUCACUACAAAGCGCCGCGAGAAGAGCUGGUACGUCAUGCGCUAAUUGCAAGACCACCACGACGACGCUAUGGCGGAGGAACCAAGGAGGAGAGCCUGUUUGCAACGCCUGCGGGCUGUACUACAAACUGCACAAUGUGAAUCGACCGCUCACGAUGAAAAAGGAAGGGAUUCAAACGAGAAAUCGAAAGCUUUCGUCCAAAUCGAAAAAGAAGAAGGGACUUCCCGGAUCGUGUCUUCCGCUGGGCAGUCAUCAUUUAGGCGAUCUAAUGAAGCCACUGGACCACAACAAAUCUUUUCCCGGGGCGUUUCCCGGUUCAAUGGGGCAACAUAGCCAUCUCUCGGGAGGGUUGCAUCCUGCGCAUACACACAUGCAUGGCGGCUGGUACACUACUGGCAUGGGUGGCCUUGGAUCAACGAGCAGCCUACAAAGCGGUUUUGGUGGAGCAACGUCACUAGGCGGGGGCAUGGGACCGCACACACAAUCUUACCACCUAGGACUAAACUCAAUGAGUUGGCGUUCGGAGUACACGUGA